AAACGUUUGCCUUCCUAUCUCUUCGAAAUCCAUUUUGCCAUUUAUUUCUGUCCCACUAAUCAGUCUAGAUUCGUGUUAUUUUUCGAUGAAUGUUGAUUGAUGUAUUUUGUUGUUGUAACAGUAGAAAAAAAUUCCCGUGGUGUGACAGUUUUCAUCUGAAUGUAAAUCUGGUUCGUUUCUAUAAAGUAAAACUAACAGUCUCUUCAGCUGCCAUGUUUUCACGAGGGUAAGAAGUUGACACCUCAGCACUUUCUUCCUCAUCUGUACUGAGAUUAUUAAUCAUGGAUAGGAGUCGGUUGAGGAAUUUUCUUAUUAGCACUUCUUCAUUAUUCUAUCUCCUUUGUAACUCCCCUUUUUUCUUCCAUUUAUUGUGUUUACUCUGUGCCUCAUUGGAGGGUUUCAUAUUCACCGGCUCUCAUGAACUUGCCCAUCUCUUUCGGUAGCAUCAAUUUAACCUAACCUAAGGUGAUGACCGCUGCAGCCGAAAGGGUUGGUGCGUGAUUACCGUUCGAGAGUGCAUAGGUUCGAAUCUUCGUGCUUGAAACAGCAAAAUAAUAGAAAAAGUUGCUUCUAAUAGCGUUCGCCACUCGGCAGGCAAUGGCACACCUCUGAGUGUAUUUAGCCAUGAAAAGGCUCGUCCUAAAAAACCAUCCGCUGUUCGAAGUUGGCUUGAAACUGUAGGUCCCUCCAUUUGUGGAAUAACAUCAAGACUCAUGCCACAAAUAGGUGGAGAAGCUCGGCCGAACAUCUAACAGAGGUGUACACGCCAAUUAUUUAUUUAUUUACCUAAUUUCGUUUUUAUUUGAAGUGGUUGCGAAGAAACACGCUCAAAUGUCAAACCAAUGGACUCAAAAAGAAAAGAUUUAUGGCAGAAUAAAAAUAAAGGUAUGUGCGAGAAAUAAGUAGAAGUUGAGAAACGAGCAAAUAGAAAGUUAACCAAAAACACACGCUUACCUAAAUUAUUUUUAUUUUAUACAGAACAGUUAUUUUAUUAACCAGUUUCGCUGUCGACAUACAUAUCUAGUUUGCCAACAAACGGUCAAAGACAAAAAAGAAAACCAAAAGUCAAGCAAUGCCGAUGAGUCAUGUCUGACUGAUCCGCCUCAUAACGAGCGUGUAAAUUGCGAUUCCUAAGGCAUCUGCAUGGUGUGUUCAGCUAUUCCUUUUCAACUGACAUUUGAGUCGCGCACGAGCGCAUUAUUUCAAAAAUUUUUAAUUUACCAUUUCAUAAGCGUACGCACAUAAAUCGUGCACAGGCACGUGUACGUCACAGUUGUGUGAAAUGUUAGAUGUUGAAUGGUUGACUUGGCGGUUGAACGCAUGACAGAUUUUGUGAUUGACUGACUAUGAGGUGUCGCAAAUGGAUAUAUGGGGGAGGGAGUGCGCAGACGAAGCUCACCGUAACCACAAGCAAGAACAAGCAAGAAGAGUAGGCAACAAAAAUAAAAUCAACAUUUAAACCAACCCACUAAGAUUACGUAUCAGCUACCAUGGCGCCCACAAUCUGUUCGGAAAAGAAACCACGUCAAAUACGCACCAAUCUAAAGGAAAUACGCCGUCAGCCAAAUACAGCAUCCGCGUUAAUGUCAUCAGCGACGUUGGUGACGGCGGCAGCGGGCAGUAGUGGCGGUAGCACCUCGGCAGUGAUAAAUGGCAAUGGCAACGCGCCCGUUGCAUCGAGUAUUAUUAACUAUGUGGCCACCGGUCGCAACUCAUCAACAUUGCGCGUACGCAGUAAACUCGAUACUGCUGCUGUUGAGAAAGCUUUCCUAGCGCCAAUAAGCAUGGUCCGAUUGCGUUUGGAACAGAAUCAACAAAUAUCCGACAAUGUUGUCUCCUCAUCCACCACAGGGCCAGAAGCGAUGCGCGCCAUCACAGCCGAUGAAAUGGAUCUGGACAACGACAUCACCGAUGAAGAAGACUGCGAAGUACAUUCCAUAACAAGUGGUGCGAUUUGUCACAACACCAACAACAAGGACACUACCAAUAGCAAUAGCAGUGACAGCGGUAUUGCCUACAGCAACAAUUCUCACACACGACAACUGCUUCAAUGCGCCGUUAAAACAGUAUUCCCAGCGCCCACGUUGCACGAUAAACAUUUACUACCAAUCACAAGCACUGCGAACAAACAUAGCAUAAACAGCAACAACAACAACAUUGGCAACAGUCAUAAUCAUCAUAAGCGACAUUAUGCCAGUGAUGAUGAUGAUGAGCACGAUUCCGAUACAUAUUCAAGUAUGUGUGAGAUUAAAAAUACCGAAGGACUGUUGGCGAUUGCGCUAAAGACUAUCAAGCUGGUGAAACGCAACCAAAUGUUGCAACGACGGCUAGCGCAGCUGCAACUCGAAACAUCAGAGUUUAUACAAUCGGUGUUGGCGAAUCCAGAGAACCGGCAUUUUCGUGACAAGAUGCAAUCGCCUGCAACAUCGCCAACUCCAACUACGCUGCACUCGCCAACUACGACAACAAUGCGGCAGCAGAGCCAAAAUGCCACGGAAGCAUAAAUAGCAGAUUCUACAUUUUGCAUACACACAUACGCCCUAUACAUGUGCAUGUAGUUGUAUUCUGGCGUCGACAUGUUGCUGGUGAUGGAGCGCGCAGCCACAUGUUGCUUACUUUAUUGUUGCGAAGCACAAAUCAACUAUCGUUAACAAACACCCACACACACACACACACACAUACACGGAAACACGCGCGCGCAUUGUUAAUGCGCUUUGCUGUGGAGCGCAGCUUUCGUACAAAACUACAUCUGAAGAGCUUGUGUUGCAUACUUGCAGGCGCAUCUCAAUUUCUCCUCAAAAUGUGAUAAACAGCAAAAUCAAAGUUCACCACGUGUUGCCGCUCUACUAAAUAUCUAACUAGUAAAUGAACUCAACCCAUAUACAUACAAGUAUAAUAAUAGAUACCAACAUAUAUUAACUACAAUUAAAAAUUAACUACGCUAUAUAGAUAUUUAUUCAACUAGUAGGAAUUUAUUGCUAGAAAAAAUAAAAAAUACAGCAAAUAUUUAAAUAAAACUAUUUUAACUUUAAAAUAUAUCUAGUCACAACUGGUAUUCUCUCGUAAUGUGCCGAAGGUACAGUUAGUUUAGACUUUAUUUCGGUAACCUAACUUAUUCUUCUUUCAACUUACACUGUAUGAAAAGGUGUGUAAGCGAUUAGUCGAAAUUGAACUUACAGUAAAACAUUAAAUAUCUGCAAUUUUUAGAUUCCUAACUGCCAAACCCUUGUCUAAAAAAUUCUCCUGACCCUGUUAUUUGUAUGAGGAAGAACGAAAUCAAGCAAUCGGAUUUUGACAAUGCAUUAGGUCUCCUCUUCCCCCCCGGUAGACAAUUGCAAACCUCCGAGUGUAUUUCUGCCAUGAAAAAGUUCCUCAUGAAAACCAUUUGCUGUGCGGAGUCGACUUAAAACUGUAAAACAAUAUCAAGGCGCACGUCACAAGUAGAAGGAGGAGUUCGUCCAAAUACCUAGCAGAAGUGUAACCGCCAAUUAUUUAUUUUAUUUCUUUUUUUAAAUACUUGCUUACUGAAAAAAGUAUCCAGUAUUUACUUGCAAGCACAGAUAACGCGGCAUCACCACGUACAAGUCAGAUUUCCGGAUUUUUCAGCUUUUGAUCAGAGAAGUCCUCCAGUACUCGAUUUUAAACCAAAAGUACUCGAAUAGAUGUACUGUCAUACUUGAAUAACCGUUAUUUGUUUUUUCAUCCCUGUCAUAGCGUUGUCGCUCAUGAUUAAGUAUGCCACUUCAGUGUUACAGCUAGGAACGUCAGGAAACGCAACACUUAACGCUCUUGUUUAAUGUUUUUUUAGAGCUUUAAGAAAUAAAAAAAAGGGAAAUCAGGCUUAUCAGAUGUGCGUCUUGAAAACCUUCAAAAACAAAAAAAAAAAACUUAAGCAGAAGUAAAUUUUAAACGAAUUUACUUGUUUGAUGUAGCAGCAAGUUGUCGUACAACUGGCACACAAGAAAAAUUGUAUGCCAAUAAACAAAUUCAAAGAGGGGCACGUAAGAAUAUUGCCAUGCUAGCACAAAAGUGAAUGUAUUGAGUAGUCAUAAGAAAAAUUGAAUUGGUUGACUAAUCGCUGCCAAUUUCCUACGCUGAGUUAAGUUAAAUUAUGUCUAGACUAAUUGUGCCUUAUGGGUCAUGCGAAAGUGUGGUAGCUCGAGAGAGAAAGUGAAGAAGAGAGACGAAAGAGCGUAAGAGGUAAAGCGAAAUAGUGAAACAUAAAAUCGCGGCAACCCUACCACCACCAUAAACGGAGCAGCUCUAUAGCGAAACUGUUGGCACGUAGUGAUCUCAAGAAAUUAUCAGAACGUACUGAGUUAAAAUAUAUAUCAAAGAAUUACUUUAUUUGCGCAGUUAUUUAUAUAAUAAAUGUAUUUCUUUAUAUAUCUUUAGACAUACAUACCUACUAUACUCUAUUCCCCGAUGCAUUAAAAUAAAAUUUUGCUAUUAAUUAAAAGAUGAAUAAAAAUAAAUAUGAAAAUGUCAAUUCAGCAGACAUUUUUAAGUUUUCUUUGCAUUUUCCAUGAAUUUGUGGGUAAUCUUUGGAAAUUGUUGCUAAGCUCUAAAGCACAUUUUCUGCUUUACAUAAAAAUAUUUAUAACUACAACUCUACGCAUUUCGCUUUUAUUUACUUUGAGGCAAGAAAGAUUGCAUCUAAAAAAAUGCCAAAUAUUUAUAAGCUUAAACUGCAUAGUAUUGAAAUAAAGUUUGCAUGGCUGAAAUUUAAUUUGCUUCUGCUAUGCUGGAGGCGCUGCUUUCCGAAAUAAAUAAAAAUUUGUAUAUAUUUUCCCAAAACUUCGAUUCGCAAGAGGUAAUGCAUGCAUGGACGCCUAUUUUCUGUAUGUAUUUUUAGUUUCUGCUUAGAAAAUCUACUGAUUGGUAACUAUAAGUCUAAAAUUAUCUUGAGGGCUUUUGAUAAAAUGGUUAAACUUUUGUAGUUAGUAAGGAGAAAAAAAAUUUAAGUAAGAAGUUGAGAAAAAGUUAAUAAAGUAAAAGAAUUAAGAAAUUUUAUUGUAUGAAUGAUUAAAAUAAAUUGCUUAUGACUCAUUUAAGGAACAUAAUUGUAUUUUUUAUUAUAAUUAUUAUGUUUUUAUUAUAAGUGUAAUUUUUUUGUUUUUGACAAAUAUGACUUAUAUUUAUUUGGAGCGCUAAAUUGGAUAUUUAAAUGACGUAAAAUACAAAAUGUUUGUUUGUCUUUGUGAAAAUUUUGCACUUGGAUGUGAAUAACAACAAAAAAACUAAACAGAAAGAAAAAUCUAAAAACACAAUUUAAAAUGUGAAAACAGCAAGUAAUUUUAGUAACAGCCUAUUUUAUUUUAAAAUUUCUUUGAUAAAAAAAAUAUUUUAUUAUUAUUAUUUUUAAUUUAAUUCACAAAUCAGCAAGCAAUGAAACAAAUUUGACUUGCCUUUAUUAUAAAAAAAAAAAAAAUGAUAAAUCUGAAAAAAUUAAAAUUGCUAUUUAUUUUAAGAUUUAAAGCUCGUAAAAAAUAAUGUAAAACUUAUUUUAUUAUAUUAUUACAUUUUGUUAAAAUUAAAUGUUUUAUUAUUUACAUUUUGUUAAAAUUAAAUGUUUUAUUAUUUACAUUUUGUUAAAAUUAAAAUUUGAUUGCCGCUUAAGAGGAAAAAUUAAAUCAGGUAUUUGUUUUUAUUUCAAUUUCAUGCUGAGCAGUAAAAAACUGCAAUCAGCUGAACAUAAAGAGAAAAGUUUUAAAUAGAAGAUUUCCACGCGCUUAUUGAUGGAAAAAUUGAAUGUAAACAUUUUUCAAUCUUUAAUAAAAUUGUGCAAAACUGAAA
Messenger RNA from Anastrepha ludens (Mexican fruit fly), 5796 nucleotides. It is a transcript of the gene Cipc, whose product is annotated as GATA zinc finger domain-containing protein 8. The transcript is spliced from 3 exons. NCBI's taxonomy places the organism in Eukaryota, Metazoa, Arthropoda, Insecta, Diptera, Tephritidae. The coding region runs from base 1491 to 2504 and encodes 337 amino acids. The record is from RefSeq and is a predicted model, not a curated record.